Messenger RNA from Acipenser ruthenus (sterlet), 2904 nucleotides. Its product is annotated as zinc finger protein 2-like. Gene Ontology annotation, biological process: regulation of transcription by RNA polymerase II; central nervous system development. Gene Ontology annotation, cellular component: nucleus. The coding region runs from base 471 to 1457 and encodes 328 amino acids. The record is from RefSeq and is a predicted model, not a curated record. The transcript has 4 exons. NCBI's taxonomy places the organism in Eukaryota, Metazoa, Chordata, Actinopteri, Acipenseriformes, Acipenseridae. Gene Ontology annotation, molecular function: RNA polymerase II cis-regulatory region sequence-specific DNA binding; DNA-binding transcription factor activity, RNA polymerase II-specific.
GAUUGGAUCUGCUUGCUACACACAUCUUUGUCAUCGAGCGCUCGUCUCUUGUUUUGCGCCGCGGCUGCUCCAGCGCAGGACCUCUCGAUUUAGCAAAGUCUGCGCAUCGUGAACGCACCCACAUGCUCACAGAGCUGCUUCACCGCGGAAUACAAACCUGUCAUGUGACCGAGGCAGCUCAUAAGCGCUUCAGUGACGUGUUAAAAGGGUGCCUCCUGCUGCAGACGCAGCGUCGUUUCAAACAGAAUAAGAACAACAAACAUCAGAAUUUAAAAAAAACACGACUGAGCUCCUCACAGUUGUAUUUAAUUUAUUUACAUUCUGUUGCCCACCAGUUGACAAGGCGUGGACGAGGUUUAAAAAGGUGCCGUACAGUAAAUGACAUAGACGCGGUUGUUUUAGUUAUUUUGACAAAAGGUAUUUAGUGUCGCGCUACAGGAAGAGACUGAAACUCGGUGAAGGUCCAGAAAAUGCAGCUACUAAACAUAAUCCUGUGUGCUGCCAUGGACAGUGUGAAGGUGGAAUUUGUCCAGAUUAAAGAGGAGUUCUCUGAACUUGAACCUGCCCCCAUUAGAGUGGAGUUCUCUGGGCUGGCUUCCCUCCCAAUUAAACAGGAGCUCUGUGAGAUGCAAUGUGACAGCACUCAGCCAGAGGUCUCUGACAUUAAAGCUGAGCACAAUGAAUUGGAGAUCCCCCAGACAGAAGAACCCCUUCCUGUGAAACAAGAAGAGGUGCUGGAAACUGUCCGUAUUAAACAGGAGCCCCCUGAAGUAGAGUUUGACGACAUGGAACCAGUGAAGGAAGAAUCCGAGGACUUCAAACCAAACAUCCCUGAGCUGGAGCCUGUACGCCUGCGGGAGUGUAGCGUGGUGCUGGAGAGAGUCUGCAUGAGAGAGCAAGGCGCUGGAGAGGAAGGCUCUCCCAACAGCAUGCAAGGAGGUGGAAAGGAAGAAGGGCACUCCCAUUCAGAAUGCAGUCUAGCAGGUUCCAGUCCAGCAGCUAAAGCGAGGGCGGGCGCUGGAGAAUAUCCUGACUGUGGGAAAGGUUUCACCCAGUUAGGAAGCCUGAAAAGAAACCAGCAAAUUCACACAGGAGAGAAACCAUUUCACUGCUCUGACUGUGGAAAGAGUUUCAAUGUGUUACAAAACCUGAGAAGACACCAGCGAAUUCACACAGGAGAGAAACCGUAUAGCUGCUCUGACUGUGGCAAGAGUUUCAAUCAGUCAGGAACCCUGAGAAAACACCAGCGAAUUCACACUGGAGAGAAACAAUUUCACUGCUCUGACUGUGGGUUGAAUUUCAGUUGCACAGAUGACCUGAAAGCACACCAGCUAAUUCACACAGGACGGGAACCAUAUUGGUGCACUGAAUGUGAAAAGCGUUUCUUUAACAUACCAAGUCUUGAAAGACACCAGCGAAUUCACACAGGAUUGAAAGAGACCAUAUCGCUGCUCUGACUGGGGGAAGAGUUUCAAUCAGUCAGGAGACAUGAAAAAACACCAGUGAAUUCACACUGGAGAGAAACCUGUAUUGCUCCUCUGACUGUGGGAUGAGUUUCCAUGUUAAAACCAACCUUCAAACACACCAGUGAAUUCACACGUGAGAGAAACCGUUGACCAAUCAUGUAUAUAAUGUAACAAGGCAAGAGGGAAUACAUGUUAGUCUCAGGAGAAGAAGAGCAUUAUUCCCCACACAGUGAAAUAGGGCAGCCUGCAAUACCAGCGACAAGGCCACUAGAGGGCACUUUUCUUUCCCUCUAUCUCUGUUCCUCUGGAAUCUACCACACUCUCUCCCUCUUCCUCCGCUAAGAACCUCAGAGUCACCCUGGACCCCUGCCUCUCUUAUUCCCAGCACAUCUCCACUCUGGCACGCACUUGCCGAUUCUUCCUGAGCAACAUCCGAAGAAUCCGACCCUUCCUCACCAGCUCCUGGUCCAGGCCCUGGUACUCUCCCGCCUAGACUACUGCAACUCUUUCCUGGCUGGCCUCCCUGCGUCCGCCACCCGUCCGCUCCAGCUCAUCCAGAACUCCGCAGUGGUGGAAUGACCUACCUACAGAUGUCAGGACUGCCCAGUCCCUGACCAUAUUCCGGCGUCUCCUUAAAACUCACCUCUUCAGACAGCACCUGUAGAACUCCUCUGUUUUUCCCCUGGGACACUUAUCACCCUUCCUUAAAUGCGCUUUAUUUGCUCUUAUCUGCCCCCUAUUUUACUGCAUUUAAUCCUGUACUUCAGAGUACUGUAAUCUGCCAAGUGUUUAAUCUGUGGUGUGGUUUACAGGCGGAGAGAUGAAAACUAGAUUCUGGUGAGUCUCGGGGAGGCUGUAUUGGAGAAAAGACAUGGAGUUGGUGCAGAGAGAGAAUGUUUCGUGUGUGAAUUAAAACUUUGCAGGGAAGCAGUUUGUCCUGUUGUAGAGAAGUAGUUAGACAAAGUUUUAUUUUUCAUUUAGAGCUCCUUGGGGAGUUUGUUUUGUUUGGUUUGUUUGGUUUUGUAAAUACAAAUAAAUAUGCAGACCCUGCCCUGUUUCACAACAUAUCUGUGGUCCUGAGUUCAUUUUACACCAGAGUGUCUGGCAAAGAACACUCCACUGUGUCACAAUAAUCACAGAAGGAUCUGUCCACUGUCUCCCAGUGCAGGGGUUAGGAUAUGUUUCAAUGGAGCUGCACUGACUCAUGCUGGAGGCUCAUUGCACCAUUAUUAAAAUAUGAAUGCAGUGUCCAGUGUAAUAAGAGAUUAGAGAAGACUGUUGCUAGACUGUUGUAGUGUUUUAUUAUGAUGAUGAUGAUGAUGAUGUCAGUGCUCUGUGCAGUAAAGGGUUACCUGGAGGUGUUUUGUGCAACCGGUCCCUGGUUUUCAUGAAUUGUGACUGAUGACAUUUAGAAUGAAUUAAAAACACACAAAACAAA